AUGCGAUCUGAAAAUGGUACAAACUUUGUGGUUGCAGAGCGUGAACUGUGUCAGGCAGUACAGGAGUGGAACUAUAACCAGAUAAGUGACGCUAUGCUGACCAAAAACAUAGACUGGAAAUUCAAUCCACCUGCAGGCUCGCAUCAUGGAGGCGCGUGGGAACGUUUGAUACGAUCAGAACGUCAGAAAGGGCAUGAGAGAAGAAGAAACUUGCAAGUUGGAGACGUUGUGCUUAUCGUUGACAGCACGGCACCCAGAAAUUCAUGGCCAAUGGGGAUACUAGAUGAAACUUUGCCCGAACGCUCGGAGUCUGCUGUUGAUAAGAACAACAUAGAUCUUUCUGACGAUGGUGAUGUCGAGAUGGUGGCGACAGAAGAUGACACUGCAAGUUUCACCCAAGUGGUUGGUGUGGUUGAUGGCACACACAUCCGUAUUCAAGCGCCUAGCACAAACGAAGACGAUUAUGUGAACAGAAAGGGGUUUCACUCUCUUAAUGUACAGAUGAUUUGUGAUGCCACCUUUCGGUUUGUUGACGUAGUCGCAAAAUGGCCUGGGAGCGUUCACGAUUCAAAGAUCUUUCGGGAAAGCGCCAUACGUCAGCGCUUUGAAAAAGGUAUAAUGACAGGUCUUCUGCUUGGUGACUCUGGCUAUGGAUGCAAGAGGUAUCUUAUGACACCACAUCAAAACACCGACAGUCCUUGUAAGGAACGGUUUAAUAUAUCCUUAUGUCGAACAAGAGUUGUGAUCGAGCAAGCUUUUGGGGUUCUCAAGCGUAGGUUUCCAUGUCUACAUUAUGGACUUAGAGUACAACCUGACAGAGCAGCCAAAAUAACAGUCGCGUGUGUCAUUCUUCAUAACAUUGGAUUAGAGAGGCAAGACAUGUUUUCACGAACCUGUGAGGAUGACACGGAUCAGCCACAUGUCGUAUAUGAAGGAGAUGGGUCUGGAAACAGUUACAAAGACCACAUCGCAGAAUAUUUCUUUUAA
Messenger RNA from Dreissena polymorpha, 987 nucleotides. Its product is annotated as putative nuclease HARBI1. The record is from RefSeq and is a predicted model, not a curated record. The transcript has 7 exons. The coding region runs from base 1 to 987 and encodes 328 amino acids. NCBI's taxonomy places the organism in Eukaryota, Metazoa, Mollusca, Bivalvia, Myida, Dreissenidae.